ACCUGAGUUUCGCGCGUAGAUCUUCUGCAGCUCCGUGUGUGUGUGUGUUGGUCUGCAGAGCUGGACCCUGGAUACGGCCCCUGAUCUAUCGGACAAGCGGGGGAAAAUGAGACGUCGGCCCCGCAGCAGGAGUCAAACCCACGGAACAAGAUGAUCAAGCAGCUUCUCUUGGUCCCGGAAGGCUCCGACGGUUCAGAGGGAAGCUCCGCCGCCGGGACCCUCACCCUGCAGACCGCCCUCAACGAGGCCGCCUCCGUGGAGCCGCAUGACGGCCUGAAGUUCCCUGCGCCUCCCGGGCCCUCCACCACCACCACCACGACAACCGGCCCGGGGCAGCAGCCAUGUCAACGCGAACAAGCCCAGGCAAAGAGAAGACUGGAGCUGGAAGUCGGUGACCCCCAGGAUGAAGGCGGGACUGCCAAAGCCAUGAGGCCCACGGCCCCUCUUUGCAACACAGAAAAACAGAAACCCUUGCAUCCAGGUCCCGCCCCCAAUCCCCGAACAGGCAUGUCUCGGAUUGAGAAGUCGCGCAAUGACACCUCACUCUGUUUGCUGACACGGAGGUUUAUAGAGCUGCUAAAGAACUCCUCCAAUGGCGUGAUCGACCUAAACUCAGUCACCAUUCAGCUCAAUGUCGCCAAGAGACGUAUCUACGAUAUCACCAACGUCCUUGAGGGGAUCCGGGUCAUCAAAAAGAAGUCUAAAAACAAUAUUGAGUGGAUGUAUGCUCCACUCAGUAGAGAAGAAGCUGAAGAACUGCAGGCUCUCAGUGAGCAGGAGAGGAAGCUGGACGAGGCGAUUGAAAUCUGUAUGUGCAAAGUUCAGCAGAUGUGGCAGAACGGGUACAAUCAGAGAUUUUCCUAUUUGACCUAUGAGGAUGUUCAGAUGAUCCCCAGUCUGAAAGAACAGACUGUGAUUGUGAUCAAAGCUCCUCCACAGACAAAACUGGAGGUCCCACAUCCAGAGGAGAGGCUCCAGGUCCACCUCCGAAGCACCCGGGGGCCCAUUGAUGUGUUCUUCUGCUCCGAUGACCCCUCUUUGGUCAGCAGAGAUGUCUCUGUGGCCAAUGGCAGCCACUCGAAGUUGUCCACCAGUAGGAAUGACUCGGUCCCAGUUUCGCCUGACUCGUCCUUCGCCAAGGUGUCUUCCAAAGAUGACGCUAACAAUACACCCGGAAUCAAUAGUAUCCGCAACACGCUGUCCGAUCCGACACAACAUUCAUCACCGGUUACUGUUGCCCCCACCUCCCUCGCGCCCGCCUCCCUCACCUCCCUACAACCCCCCUCGGAAGACCAGCAGAGCUUUGUCCCUCUCGCCUCACCCGUGGCCUUCUCUGUUGAUGGAGAGCAGUACCUCGUGAGCCUGGCUGACAACGAGGGCAUCACUGACCACUUCUCCUCUGUCGACCUGGGGCAAUUUCCAGUGAAGAUGCCCCUUGUCUGAGCAGCUGUUCUUAUUGAAAUAAUCAAUAAUUCUGGCGGCAGUGGAUACCUUCACACAAACAGGAUAUCACAGGGAAUUCUAAUGAAAGUACUGCUCCGAAUAUGAUUUAAAAAAAAAAAAAAAAAAAUCCAAAUUUACCUAUCCUGGACAAUGUAACUCUGGUUUACUCACACUCAGGUAUGUGAAGGUAGAUGCAACACAAAAACAUUACAGGGGAGCUUUAUUGCAAUGACCAUAUUGUUCUGAAUACUAUGGUAGACGUCCUUACGACUUGUGGACUUAAAGGAAACUGUGGAUCAAAGUUCCUGUCGUGAACAUGAAGGAUCUUUCUCGACACAGCCAGAAGAUUUAACCGUCCGUUUGGCGUCAUUAUCUGCUGAGUUUCCUGUUUUAAAAACUCCUGACACUUUUUUUGGACUUCAAGGAAAAAGUUCCACAGUGGAUGGUGAUUGUGCAUACCACAACUGCAUGUUUAAUAAUUUCUUUUUUUUCUCCUUAUUUUGAGACUGCUGCUGAUGAUCAAUAAUACAAAAUUACAUUUCUGUGCCUCAUUCCCAAGGGUUAAUCCCUCAUCACUUUGCACUGACAUGGAAAUACUUGUCUUGGGUUGCCUGUCGUGUGAUGCACUGAUCCAUUCUUCUCUCAUCUUAUCUCAACAAAGGAUCGUGGCAGAUACCAAAUGCUGAUCUGUUUAAAAAUCUGUAUAUCUCACAGAAUUGUAAUAGUUGUGAUCUGAGGUAUAUCGAGGCUGAGGAAGGCUGCAGCUCUAACAACUGAAGUGAUGCCUCAUGUCUGAAUAAUAUACCUGGUAUUGGAUACACGGAAUUUAAUAACACUGACAAACUGUAUGUAAUGGGGAUCAGUCAUUUAUAAGGUAUUGGAUUGGUGCUUUCCUGUCAGCUAUGCAAAACAAACUACAGCAUAGCUCAGUCUGUCUGACUUUUGGCUUCACAGUUUUCUCAGGGCUCUGGGACCUUUUGCUAGAAGUGCAAUUUUUUAUAUUUGUUUGAAUCAAAAAUGUUUAUGGCAUUUCCCAAAGUUUGACAUUAUACAUUUUGAGUUCAUGAUUUGAUAACACUUCUUUUGUAUUUAGUCUACUUCACAUUGCACGAUUUUCAGCCCGAUUGGCCAGUUGCUGAUGAGUUUUGCAAGUGGCCGACAAACCCCUUCGAUCGGCAAUCACUAUGUGUGAACUCCUCAAAGACGCGAUUAGAGAGGCUCGCUGACGCGUCGAAGACUCUUAUGCCUUUUUAUAGAUAUAACCUCCAAAACUGAACGAGUUCGGGUUGUGCUCGGUUAUUUUUCUCUUGGCCUCAGAUGAGUUCGGACAGAAAUAUGUGGCCCAAGCUGUUCUCUAUUCUUUACAACUGUGACGUCCACAGAACCGUUUCACUGCCUCCACUUUUAUUCUGAAGCGGGAUGACACAGAAGAGCAGGAGAUUCACUGGGAUCCCUGUGUCUUGUGUGUGUUUUCGUGAUUAGAUUUAGUUUGCGGACCAUUCGGGAGUUCCUCCUGAACUCAGUAUAACUGCAAGACCUCAGAUUACAAGACAGUCAUGUUGUGUGAACUACCCAGUGAGUCGUAAUGUAUCUACUCAAUUUUGGUGGCGAAGAGUCAUCGGGCUCUCCAAUUCACCGACUGCUUUUUGAGACGUUAAACAUCCCAGCAAGUUAUUUUCUGAGGUACAGAUGCAGCCUGUCAUCAACCCUGUUGCUGUUGAUAAACACAACAUUAUUUGGCUACACUGUGACUUGGUACCAACUUAACUGAUAAAUCUCCUUUCUGUAGAAAAACCUGUCCUUGAUCAUAGAGACUGCAGCUCUUGUAGUGUCAAAUCAACCUUGGAGAGUGAAAGGUUCCUGAUGAAGUUUUGAGUGACCUUUAAGGCUUAAGCUUCUCCUUUGAGUGCUGCUUAAACUAAAAAUGUGAAAACUACAGGAAAAUAAAUCUUAUCAAUAUAUGAAAAGGUUGUCAUUUAUCCUUAAAACCUACUUCAGAAAGAGCCAGACCUUUGUUGUAGAGCUGAAAUAAUAACAGAAAACCACUCUCCAACCAUUUUCCUAAUAUAUACAAUUUAAUUUAAUAAUUUUAAAACAAAAAAUUCAAAAUAUUUGCUGGUCCGAGCUUCUUAAAUAUGAGGAUUUGAUGCUUUUUGGGUCAUACAUGAGACAUCUUUGGAUCUGGUCAAUUAUAACAGGUUUUUUUUGUUAUGUUUCAACUUAAUAAACAACAACAACAAUUAUUUGUAUCUAUGAUACAAAUAAUUGUUGGGUGCCAGCUUACUGUCAGAAAUUGACAAGUUCACACUUUGAAUCCUUGGACCAUACGUUGAAGUUCAAGCUGGUUAAAGAAUGAUCGACUCCACUGGUGGGUUUGUGUGUAAUGUCAUUAAGGAAACUAACACAGGGCAGUUUUGAGCAUUCUUGAGGAUGCGACACUAAAGGUCUAAUGUCAGCAUGUUGUGCUUUUUUUUUUUUACCUGCUCUUCAGAGCUUCCACGUCAUGGAUUUUCUUAUUUACAGUUUUUGAUAAUCUCAGUUGAAAAUGAGUUUGCAUCACGAGUGCUGUGCACCAAAGUUGUGCCCACGGACCUUGAGGGCUAAAUGGCUGAUAUGUGAAGGUAAACUGACUGUCAAGCUGAAAUAAAUGCCUGUUCACAUGAGCUCACACUGUAUAUUCACUUAUUGUUACUACUUGUAUUUCAGCAGUUACCCAUAAAGACAAUGAUAAUGAGGUGAUUCAUGUUCUCAGAGACGUCAGAGGUAUAACAAUAGUUAUUACAAUAUAAAAAAGGUUGAAUGUAUAUUGAUAUAUUGCUUAUGCAUUGUGUAAACACAGUGUGGAGGUAUAACACAUCUACCUCAGAUUUAUAAAAUGUUUUUUUUCUGUUUGUUGACUGUCAUUCUCAGCUCAUAAAUAAAUCGUGAUAAUUAUCAA
Hippoglossus stenolepis (Pacific halibut) is the source of this 4381-nucleotide messenger RNA. It is a transcript of the gene e2f3, whose product is annotated as E2F transcription factor 3. Bases 151 to 1443 code for a protein of 430 amino acids. NCBI's taxonomy places the organism in Eukaryota, Metazoa, Chordata, Actinopteri, Pleuronectiformes, Pleuronectidae. Gene Ontology annotation, biological process: regulation of transcription by RNA polymerase II. The transcript is spliced from 7 exons. Gene Ontology annotation, cellular component: RNA polymerase II transcription regulator complex. Gene Ontology annotation, molecular function: DNA-binding transcription factor activity, RNA polymerase II-specific; RNA polymerase II cis-regulatory region sequence-specific DNA binding; protein dimerization activity. The record is from RefSeq and is a predicted model, not a curated record.